Brenthis ino (lesser marbled fritillary) is the source of this 5262-nucleotide messenger RNA. The record is from the annotation of a GenBank genome assembly. Lineage: Eukaryota; Metazoa; Arthropoda; Insecta; Lepidoptera; Nymphalidae.
AUGUUGGGACGAAAACAGAGCUUAAAAGGAGAGCCCGUGCUCGCAGACUAUGGCCCAGAAGAGUCCCUUAACGAAAGUGCUGAUAUUGAAUGGGUAAAUAAGCUAUGGGUUAGGAGAAUUUUAAGAUUUUGUGCCCUAUUAAGUUUGAUGUCUGUUUCUUUAAAUACACCAAAAUCUUUUGAAAAGUACCCUUAUCUUCAGACUAUUACAUUUGCAGUCGACUGUUGUGUUACACUUUUAUUUACAGCGGAAAUGAUUGCAAAAAUGCAUAUAAGGGGGAUUCUAAAGGGUGAUGUUGCUUACUUAAAAGAUCACUGGUGCCAAUUUGAUGCUUCCAUGGUAUUCUUGCUUUGGGUAUCUGUUUUACUCCAAAUGUUUGAAUUGACUGGUAUUGUGCCAAGAUAUAGUUAUUUAAGCAUAUUACGAGCCCCAAGACCACUUAUAAUGAUAAGAUUUCUCAGAGUAUUUUUAAAAUUUUCUAUGCCCAAAUCCAGAAUCAAUCAAAUAUUUAAGAGAUCAAGCCAACAAAUUUACAAUGUGACAUUAUUUUUCCUCUUCUUUAUGUCACUUUAUAGUUUAUUAGGAGUGCAGUUUUUUGGAGAACUGACUCAUCACUGUGUUAGAAAUAAUACUGAUCCAAAUGAAAUCACGAUCAACUCUUUGGCAAUUCCUGAUACAUUUUGUUCACCCGAGCCAAAUUCUGGAUAUCAGUGUCCAGCUGGAAUGAAAUGUAUGAAAUUAAACUUAUCAAAAUAUAUUAUGGGCUUCAAUGGAUUUGAGGAAUUUGCAACCAGCUUAUUUACUGUUUACCAGGCAUCAUCUCAGGAAGGUUGGGUUUUUAUAAUGUACAGAGCAAUUGAUUCCUUACCAACAUGGCGGUCAGCCCUAUACUUUAGCACCAUGAUAUUUUUCCUGGCUUGGCUUGUGAAGAAUGUGUUCAUAGCAGUUAUUACUGAAACAUUCAAUGAGAUAAGAGUACAAUUUCAACAAAUGUGGGGAGUUCGAAAUCCAAUAACAAAAGGAAGCACAACUCAAUUUUUUACUGGUGAUGAUAAUGGUUGGAAAUUAGUUACAAUAGAUGAAAAUAAACAUUCUGGAAGUGCACCUGAAAUUUUUCACAAAAUGCUGCGAUCUGCAUACUUUAGACUUAUAGUAAUGGGUGUUGUAUUAGCAAAUGGGAUUAUAACAGCUACUAUGAAUUUCAAACAUGACGAUAAUCCAAGAGAAUUCUUUUAUGAAAAGUAUUAUUACAUUGAGAUUGCAUUCACAAUUUUUUUGGAUUUGGAAGCUUUAAUAAAAAUAUGGUGUCUUGGAUGGAAAGGAUACUUUAAGCAUUCAGUUCAUAAAUUUGAACUACUUUUAGCUAUUGGCACCACUAUUCAUAUAACACCUCAACUUUAUAUGUCAGGGUUUACAUAUUUUCAGGUUCUUCGUAUAGUGCGCCUUAUAAAAGCAUCACCACUACUUGAAGGAUUUGUAUACAAGAUAUUUGGGCCUGGGAAAAAACUAGGCAGUCUCAUAAUUUUCACCAUGUGUUUACUAAUCAUAAGUUCCUCUAUUUCAAUGCAAUUAUUCUGUUUCCUUUGUGAAUUUACAAAAUUUGAAACAUUUCCAGAGGCAUUUAUGUCUAUGUUUCAAAUAUUGACUCAAGAAGCUUGGGUAGAAGUGAUGGACGAAACUAUGGUUCGGACGAGCCAGACUUUGACACCUUUAGUUGCUAUAUACUUCAUAUUGUACCAUUUGUUUGUCACCUUGAUAGUAUUAUCGCUUUUCGUGGCAGUAAUUUUGGACAAUUUAGAAUUGGAUGAAGAUAUUAAGAAAUUAAAGCAAUUAAGAUAUCGACAGCAAAGCGCAGAAAUAAAAGAGAGUCUCCCAUUUCGCCUAAGAAUAUUUGAAAAAUUUCCGGACAGUCCACAGAUGACCAAGUUACAUAAAGUACCAGGAGAUUUUAAUUUACCUAAAGUGCGCGAGUCGUUCAUGCGGCAGUUCGUGUGCGAGGUGGACGGCGAGGAGGAGGGCGGGCGCGCGCACGGCGAGCUGUCGCGCCGCGCCUUCGAGUACAUCGGCGUGGACAAGAUCUCCUUCCCCUACCACAAGCGCUGCUUCGUGAAGACGCUGACCGUGGCGCCGCCCGCGCAGCGGCCCAGCUCCGCGCUGCGCCGGCACGUCGUCGCAUCUAUUAUCAACGACUCAAACAAUCAUCGUCGCCUUGUCCUUGGUGACUCGGCGAUGUUAGCUACAGGAGGAAAAUCUGGUUUAAAGCCUCAAGGAACCGUCUCAAGUGCAAAACAACUACGCGUUGAUCAGAAAAAAUUCGGUUCCCGCUCAAUCCGGCGCUCGGUCCGCAGCGGGUCCAUCAAGCUGAAGCAGACGUACGAGCACCUGCUGGAGAACGGCGACCUCGGCGCGGCGUCGCGCGUGGUGCCGUCGUCGCGCGCGCGCCCGCCAUACCUCGACAUCCGCCUGCUGCAGGCCAAGCGCCAGCAGGCCGAGAUGCGCCGCAACCAGCGCGAGGAGGACCUGCGCGAGAACCACCCGCUGUUCGACACGCCGCUGCUGCUGGUGCCGCGCGAGUCGCGCUUCCGCCGCGCCUGCCGCGCCGUCGUGGACGCGCGCUACGACGCGCGCCUGCGCGACCCCGUCACCGGCAACGAGAGAAAAGUGCACUACAAGAGCUUUCAUAACUUCCUCGGUCUCGUUACAUAUUUGGAUUGGGUGAUGAUAAUGGUUACCACAUUGUCUUGUCUGUCGAUGAUGUUUGAAACACCUACUUACAGGGUUAUGGAAAAUUUUGUUUUACAGAUAGCUGAAUAUGGAUUUGUGGUCUUCAUGAGUCUAGAAUUGGCCUUAAAGAUAUUAGCAGAUGGUUUAUUUUUUACACCUAAAGCUUACCUAAAAGAUGCAGCGGCGGUAUUGGAUGUAUUUAUCUAUAUUGUGUCGCUGACGUUCCUGUGCUGGAUGCCGGCGCGCGUGCCGCCGGGCUCGGCCGCGCAGAUGCUCAUGAUCCUGCGCUGCGUGCGGCCGCUGCGCAUCUUCACGCUGGUGCCGCACAUGCGCAAGGUCGUCUACGAGCUGUGCCGCGGCUUCAAGGAGAUACUGCUGGUAUCCACGCUUCUUAUUUUACUAAUGUUUGUAUUCGCGAGUUAUGGAGUGCAAUUAUAUGGCGGGAGGUUGGCUCGCUGCAACGACCCGACGAUAACGCGGCGCGAGGACUGCGUGGGCGUGUUCAUGCGCCGCGUGUUCGUCACCAAGAUGAAGAUUCGGCCCGGACGCAACGAGACCUUCCCCUCUAUGCUCGUGCCUAGAGUCUGGGCCAACCCCAAACGAUUUAAUUUUGAUAAUAUUGGCGACGCACUACUUACAUUGUUUGAAGUACUUUCCUUCAAGGGAUGGUUGGACGUGCGAGAUGUUCUAAUAAAAGCAUUGGGCCCAGUGCACGCCAUAUACAUACACGUAUAUAUAUUCUUGGGUUGCAUGAUUGGACUCACGCUGUUUGUCGGCGUUGUGAUCGCUAACUACUCUGAGAACAAAGGGACAGCUUUAUUGACUGUUGAUCAACGACGGUGGUGUGACUUAAAGAAAAGAUUGAAAAUAGCGCAGCCCUUACAUUUACCCCCACGUCCCGAUGGUAGAAAAGUGCGAGCAUUUGCAUAUGACGUCACACAAAACUUGACCUUUAAAAGGGUCAUCGCUAUCGUCGUUCUGGUCAACAGUGGCUUGCUGGCAGUCACUUGGUCGCGGCACUCGUCGGACACGGAGCGGCUGGCGCUGACGUCGGCGCUGCUCACGCUGGUGUUCGUGGUGGAGGUGCUGCUGAAGACCAUCGCCUUCACGCCGCGCGGCUACUGGCAGAGCCGCCGCAACCGCUACGACCUGCUCGUCACCGUCGCCGGCUGCAUGUGGAUAUUCAUGCACUUCACUCUCAAGAACGAUCUGUCCUACUUCGUUGGGUUCAUGGUAGUUAUUUUAAGAUUCUUUACAAUAACUGGGAAGCACACUACCUUGAAAAUGUUAAUGUUGACCGUCGGCGUGAGCGUGUGCAAGAGCUUCUUCAUUAUCUUCGGCAUGUUCCUGCUGGUGUUUUUCUAUGCACUCGCUGGUACUAUUGUGUUUGGUAACGUGAAAUAUGGAGAAGGUAUUGGAAGGCGAGCAAACUUCAACUCGCCGAUCCACAGCGUGGCGAUGCUGUUCCGCAUCGUGACGGGCGAGGACUGGAACAAGAUCAUGCACGACUGCAUGGUGGCGCCGCCCUACUGCACGCCCGCCGACAACUACUGGGAGACCGACUGCGGCAACUUCACCGCCUCGCUCGCGUACUUCUGCACCUUCUACGUCAUCAUUACCUAUAUCGUUCUUAACCUCCUUGUUGCUAUAAUCAUGGAGAACUUUUCAUUAUUUUACUCGAAUGAAGAAGAUGCUCUCCUUUCAUAUGCUGAUAUAAGAAAUUUUCAAAACACAUGGAACAUAGUAGAUGUACAUCAAAAGGGGGUGAUACCAGUUAGAAAGGUGAAGUUUAUACUAAGAUUGUUAAAAGGAAGAUUGGAAUGUGACACUCACAAGGAAAGAUUACUGUUCAAGUAUAUGUGCUAUGAACUAGAACGACUCCAUAAUGGCGAAGAUGUGACUUUUCACGAUGUUAUCAACAUGCUGUCGUACCGCACGGUGGACAUCCGCAAGUCGCUGCAGAUGGAGGAGCUGCUGGCGCGCGAAGAGUUCGAGUUCCUCAUUGAGGAGGAGGUCGCGAAGCAGACCAUACGCACCUGGCUCGAAGGCUGCUUGAAGAAGAUACGCGCUAAUAGCAGUAAACAACAAACGAGUUUAAUAGCAGGAUUAAGGAAGACCAACGAGCAGCCCGUGGAUUUUACUAGCGAAAAGGAAAAGGAGAAGCAAGACGCUGACGCACAGCAACCUGGGGCAAAUACAGGCCGCACUGAAAUCACUGAAUCUACAUCUCAACCGAUUAUGUCAAAUGUUAUGUCGUCACUAGACUCACAACCUAAACGUUCGUCAGGCAAGGCUCAACUAAAGAGAUCUGGACUACCAUCGGUGACAAUACCAAGGCCCGAGAGUCCUGUGAAGAAAUAUUUACAACCCACUUUGAGCGAUCCGCAUCCAUCUAUGAAUAAGAAGUCUACGACCCCAGUGACAGCAACAAGUAUAAAGAGCAACCGCCAGCCCUCGGUCGCGCACAGCAGCGCGGCGCUGCACGACGUGCGCUCGUGGUGGGGCGCGCGCCUCGCCUCGCACGCCGCGCCCGCGCCC